Molecule: messenger RNA, 1053 nt
Organism: Salvia hispanica
Lineage: Eukaryota; Viridiplantae; Streptophyta; Magnoliopsida; Lamiales; Lamiaceae
Source: RefSeq, a predicted model, not a curated record
AUGCGGCGAGAGCUAUUCUUGCGCAUCGUUAACGGGUUGUCGGCGCGUUACCCUGACUUCCAACAGCGUUGGGACGCCGCCGGAAAGCCUGGGUUGUCACCUCUACAGAAGUGCACGACUGCAAUUAGGCAGUUGGCAUACGGAGGUUGCGCCGACAUGUUCGACGAAUAUCUUCACGUCGCCGACACAACUGGUCGUGAUUGUCUGAAGAAGUUUUGUAAAGGCGUAAUUGAGACUUUCGGCCCCACCUAUCUGCGGAAGCCGACCGUACAAGAUUGCCAAUUCCUGCUUGAUUUGCACUGGAGGACGCACGGAUUCCCGGGUAUGUUGGGAAGUAUAGAUUGUAUGCAUUGGCAGUGGAAGAACUGUCCGACCGCUUGGAGAGGCCAAUUUACGAGCGGGUACAAGGGCACACACCCAACCAUAAUUCUGGAAGCCGUUGCAGAUCAGCGCCUAUGGAUUUGGCAUGCCUACUUCGGUGUGGCCGGGUCGAACAACGACCUUAAUGUUCUGCAAUCCUCGCCUCUGUUCAACGACCAGUGCCAGGGAAUAGGCCCCUUGGUUAACUUCACCGCGAACGGCAACCAGUAUCAGAUGGGGUAUUACUUGGCGGACGGCAUAUACCCAAAAUGGCCCGUUUUCGUGAAGACAAUUAGUUGUCCAACUGAGGAGAAAAGGAGUUAUUUUGCCCAACGACAAGAGGCGGCGCGAAAGGAUGUGGAGCGGGCUUUCGGUGUGCUCCAAUCGCGUUUUGCAUUGGUCAAAGGUCCGGCGCGAUUCUUCUACAAGGGUGAUCUCACUGAUAUCAUCUACGCCGCUAUCGUAUUGCAUAACAUGAUAGUGGAGAGUGACGAUGAAGAUGUCACCGACGUCCCCGUCGAAGACAUUGCAGGCUCCAGCCACGGUGUCGCUAGAGAGUCCCAUAGGCAGGGUGUACCGCACGGAUUCGCCGACCGUCUUCGGGCAUUUGUUGAUAUGCGCCAAAAAGAGGCCCACAAUCGUCUACAACACGAUAUGGUUGAAGAAAUUUGGGGACAGAGGGGUAGGCGCUAG